CGAGUCGGUCCCUCUUGGGGACCUCGAGGUGACUCUCUGUCCUCUAUGCAGCCUCGUGCGCUCCCUUCUUGCUUUUGCAUUGUUUGCCAUUGUGUUGAUAGCCUCAUGUGAGGGAGGCUUCCAUUAUUCACCUGCGAUUGAAUGCGACAGCGCGCCGCGCGGCUACUCCACUAAAGGAACCGUAGUGUCUCUCUCCUGUGUGAGGGCUACCAUUCGCUCUUCCUCGCCGCAUACCCCACACACUCCUCCCUUCGGCGCAAUACAAUGACGAAGCGGAAGGUCAUUCCUUUCCUCGCCUUUGCCGCGACUGUGUCCAUUUUCCUCUUCUUCUUCUUUGGCGAAACAGUGCACAAGACAUGGGAAGGGUUACCACAGCACAUAGGGCUUGGAGAGCACAUAGGGAACAGCCAUGCGCACGAUGCGACUGGUGGAAGCCAACAGGAACCAGAUUAUGCGAACUGGAACCCAAGACCAGACUUCAAAGCUGGCUCAACGCUACCAGCAGGGCAUAAUUACACAUCUACCCUCGUGAUUGCGAGGACAAAAGAGGAGGAUAUGGAAUGGUUACAACGCGAGAUUCCAGGUCAACAAACCGCUAUCUACGUCGUCGACGAUCCUUCCGCUCCGCUCCACCCUCCCAAGAACAAAGGACACGAGGUCAUGGUAUAUCUCACAUAUAUAAUCGACCACUACGACGAGCUCGCCGACGUAACGAUGUUCAUGCACGCGCACCAACUCGCCUGGCACAACGACGAAAUCCUCGGCAACGACGCCGCAAAAAUGAUAUCCCGUCUCUCUCGCCCGCGCGUCUGGCGCGAAGGUUUCGUCAACAUGCGCUGCUCCUGGUACCCUGGCUGUCCGGACUGGAUGCAUCCCGGCGAGACGGCCCAGAACGACUUCAAGCAAGAGGAAGUCCUGCUUGCCAAGUCGUGGUCGGAAUUAUUUCCUCUCGACGAGAUCCCGAGUAUGUUGGCGCAGCCGUGUUGUGCGCAAUUUGCGCUGAGUCGGGAGAGGAUUCAGGCGAAGAGUCAUGCGCAGUAUGUGUGGUAUCGCGAGUGGUUGUUCCAGACCAAGAUUCCGGAUCAUCUCUCUGGGAGAAUCUGGGAGUAUGUGUGGCAGUUUGUGUUCACGGGUGAGGCUGUGUUUUGUCCGAAAGAACAUGUUUGCUUCUGUGAUCAGUAUGGGACGUGUUUUGGUGGGGAAGAGGAAUUCGAUGGUUUUGUGAGCUUGAAGAAUGAGCUUGCCGACCGCGAGCGUGACCUCAGGGAUUGGGAAGACAAAUGGAAUAAAGUUGAGGAGGCGAAGGAGAAGGGUGAUCAAGAGAAGUUGAAGGGACUAGAAAAGCCUGAGCUGGGGAAGGAUCAGGAGUUCCACAGGGACAUUGAUCGGUUGAGGCCGGUUGUGGAUCGUUUGAGGGAUGAGGCGGAGGUGAGAGGGAAGGAUCCAAAGAAUAGAGCGAAAGAAGCGGGGAGGGUGUGGCACGAGGACGAUGGCUUCUAGUUGAAGUCAAUUCUGAAUCUGAUGUUCUGGUACAGGAAGGGAUUUUACAGGUCUCUGGCGUUAUAUGGGAGGAUACCCAUCUACAGACUUAGACUCUUGAAGCAGUAGAGCGCAGCCAGCGAGCUGUCAUUGUUGUCACGUAAGUCAGUAUCGCAUUACUCAGGCGGAGCAUGUCUACUUCUGCUACAUAUUGCUAGCCAAACAAAUCUUACCGUGUU
Macroventuria anomochaeta is the source of this 1718-nucleotide messenger RNA. RefSeq lists its product as uncharacterized. The record is from RefSeq and is a predicted model, not a curated record. Bases 265 to 1500 code for a protein of 411 amino acids. NCBI's taxonomy places the organism in Eukaryota, Fungi, Ascomycota, Dothideomycetes, Pleosporales, Didymellaceae. The transcript is spliced from 2 exons.